UAUGUUUAAAUACAAAAUGGCUUAUCAGAACAUCAUUUUCCGUUGGAGUGUUAACGGGAAACAAUUCGAAUCCAAACCCACCCGCCCAACCAGACCCGAUCGGUUAUGAUUUACGAAAGAAACCCAAAACCCCCUGUAAGAAACUUUCUGCUUGCAUCCAGAAUGAGAAGCCUGCUUUCUCUAAUGCAUGAACGUUUUCUAUCAAGUAGUCCAUUUUCAUCAUCAUCAUUUGCAGUUGAGUGCCUCGUAAACUCAUGUGGGCUUCCCUCAAAAUCAGCUCUUGAAUUUUCCCGAGACUUCCACCUCCAUGAAAACAACCUCCAAAGCUUCCAAUCUGUAUUCCACUGCUUCCAGUCCCACAACAUUCCCAGCACCCGCAUAACCAAAUUGAUUAAAAGGCGGCCUCAGAUCCUCAAUUACAGUGUGGAAGACAACCUCAAGCCUAAACUCCAGCUCCUCGUGCAAAAUGGCAUCGUGGGUCAUCACAUGUGCAAGGUUUUCGUAUCAAAUCCGGUAAUUUUGAACGCUGACUUAGAUUCUCAAAUUAAACCAUGUUUUCAGUUUUUAAAGUCUGUUCUUGGUAGUAAUAGGAAUGUCGUAGAAGCUAUCAAUCGUUCUUCCAAUUUGUUGACUUGUGAUUUGAAGGGUUGUUUACAACCAAAUAUUGAUUUUUUGAUUGAAGAGGGGGUGCCUUUUGACGGGGUUGCUGAAUUUCUUAUUAGGGACGCAAUAACUGUACAGCACAAGCAUAAUAGUAUGGUCAAUGCAGUGAAUGAUCUUAAGAAUCUGGGAUUUGAUCCAAAGGCUCCUGUUUUUCUUGAGGCUGUUAGAGUGAGGAUUCACAUGAGUGAGUCAAUUUGGAAGGAGAAAAUUGAAGUGAUGAAGAGUUUGGGGUGGAGUGAAGGGGAGAUUUUUUCGGCUUUUAAGCGAGAUCCGAAUUUUUUAAAAUCUCCAGUGGAGAAAAUCAGGGUGGCGACGGAUUUCUUUGUGAAUACAUUGAAAUUGGGACGGGAAAUUUUAAGUGAAGAUCCUGAAUUUUUUACCCUUAAAAUUGAUAAAAGUUGUCGUAGGAGGUAUGGUGUUUUCACACUUUUGGAGUCUGAGAAGCUGAUCGAAGGGGGUGUGAAGAUUGAGGAAGUGCUCAAAAUGAGGGAUAAGGAGUUCUUGGUGAAAUACGUUAAGAAGUAUGUGGACAAAGUCCCAGGUUUAUGGGAGACAUUCAAUGGUAGGAAGCAACAACAAUCUUUACCCCGGUCGAACAGAGUGCUACAGCAAUGGGGAAAAGCAGCUCGUUGAGAGAAGGGAAAUUAUAAUUGAUGGGCUAGUGAAGAAACACCCACCAGUUCAUGCCCUGCCGAAGCAGCUAAAAUUGUUUCUGAUGACGAAGCUCUAUGCAUGAAGAAUUUUGGAACUGAUUGUGGUGUAGAUAAUGAACCGAUGGAUGCAACUUCUCAAAAGUGAUAUUAUUAGGAAUGUCAUCAUAGUGUACACUGAAUUCAAAGAAUUCACUGCGAUGUGGGAAUGAAGUGCAAGUUUUGGGGUAGCUUGUUGCUAGUUUAGAGAGACACCCCUUACGAAAUAAAUAGCAUCCCUUGUAAUCUUGCCAUAGUCUUUUUACUUGAGCAUACGAAUGCUAGUGCAAUUGUAGCUGCUGUAUAUGGGUGGGGAUCAGGAUUGUCAUCAAAUCCUCGGAUGGUUGAAUUUUAUUCUUUGUUUUUGAAAACAGCAAGUAACUUUAGCUCACAUGUUUUGUUUUAGGGGAAUGCCUAUGGUGCUUAAAAGAGGGUAGCUCUCUGCUCCAUAUUUUGGUGUUCAUAAAUUCAUUUUAAUGGUCUGUUUUAGAAGAGGAACGGUGGCCAAUGGCAUGGUGUUCAAGGUUGAUACUUGGAUUCUUAAAAGUGUCAUUUCAU
This is a messenger RNA of Populus euphratica (Euphrates poplar), 1910 nucleotides long. RefSeq lists its product as uncharacterized. The record is from RefSeq and is a predicted model, not a curated record. Gene Ontology annotation, biological process: regulation of DNA-templated transcription. Bases 106 to 1296 code for a protein of 396 amino acids. Lineage: Eukaryota; Viridiplantae; Streptophyta; Magnoliopsida; Malpighiales; Salicaceae. The transcript has 2 exons. Gene Ontology annotation, molecular function: double-stranded DNA binding.